GUCGCUCAGCUGUAAAAUCAACAGUAGCAGACAGUGUGGUGCGUCUAUUUGCUUAGAAGGAGAAGAAGCGUGGAUUUCUGUCAAGCAAAUGUCAACCUUCCAGAGAGAAAAUGAAGCUGCUAAAUCUCUGUUCAGAAGGCUCGAGUCCGCAGUUACUCCUAUCGUAUCCGGGGAGUACAGUCAUCACCGGGACAGAGCGGCGAUGGCAUCCCGGGUCUCCUUCACCCAGGUCCGGCUGGAAGCGGAGCUGGAGCGCUACCGGGCUGAGUGCCAGUGGGACAAGAUGCCGCUGAUCGUGGAACAGAUGCAGGCGGCGCGGAUCCACGAGGACGAUGACUACGCCACGCUGCUGAUGGCCGAGGCGCUGCUGGAGGAGUGCCUGCUGGAGAACGUGGAGCUGUUACGCAGCUCCACGCCUCUGGUGGACUCGGCCCAGCCCAAGCUGUGCAGAGCCAAAAGCCACCUGAACACCGUCCUGAGCCGCGGGCUUCUAACGCCCAGGUAUUUGAAUGAGGCUCUGCUGCUGAUGGCCAAAGUGUACUACGUUCAAGGUCGCUACUGCGAUGCUCAGGGCAUGUGCGCCAGGGUGGGCCUGGACGAGCUGACACAGGACGACCAGCCCACCUACCACCUGCGCCUGCUGGCGGAGGCCUUCGCCAUUAAAGGUCUGUCUCUGGACCACCAGACUAUUUCUGCGGUGUCUCGCGUUCGGCUCUCAGAGCGGGAGGAGGAGAGUCUGUCCUGUUACCUCAGGUCCUGUGACGCUGCCCUGUCGUUUCUGCAGGAGCUUGACAAGAUGGUGACGACGCCUCACGCCAAGACAGCCAAAACCAGCCUGCUGCCUCCAGCUGCAGACAUCGACCUGAGCUACUUCCUGCAGGCUGCGUUACAGAGUGCCUACCUCUGUCUCCUGCAAAGGGGUCAUCUUGCACAGGGUGCUCACCAGCUGCGCCGGGUGCUGAGGGUGGUGGAGUCACGAGGGUCUCAGAGCAUCAGGAAGUCGGCAGCCAAGAAGCUGGCAGAGGUGCUGUUGUCCUCAGUGAGCGAGGACAGCUACUGGCCCCCGCUCGGCCCCCCGCCCUCAGCCUGGCUCCACAGGGAGGGCACGGCCGCCUCCAAGGACGCCGUCUACCCCACCGUCAAACCCCCACAGCGCUACAGCACCCACGGUUGCUUCUGUCCUCAGGACGUGGUGGAAGAGGCCGUGCUGCUGCUGCUCAUCACAGAAUCUAUGACCAGCAGCGAGGCCGUGAUCAGCCGUCAACCGGACCAGGCUGAGUCUCGCCACUCCAGCCUGCAGGAUGCCACCUCCGUCUACGACCUGCUCACCAUCAGCAUGGCCAGAAGGGGGCAGUACGCCAUGCUGUCAGAGUGUCUGGAACGAGCCAUGAAGUUCUCAUUCAACGAGUUCCACCUUUGGCACCAGCUUGGCCUGUCGCUGAUGGCGUCUGGGAAGGGCGUUGGUGCUGUGUCUGUGUUUAAAGAGUGUGCGAGGAUGAGACCGGAGGACCCGUCUCUGCCGCUCAUGGCGGCUAAAGUCUGCAUUGAUGACCUGCACUGGUUUGACGAGGCCGAGGCUCUGUCCCUGUCGGUGGUGUCUAUGGGGGAGGAAGCUGGAGAGUUUCUGCCCAGGGCGUAUCUGGCUCUGGGGCUGAGCUGCAGUCUGCAGGCUUCUGAAGCCAGUCUGAAAGCGGACCGGAACCAACUGAACAAAAAAGCACUGCAAGCGCUGAGCAAGGCUCACGCUCUGGACCCCCAGGAUGCUGAGAUGGCCAUGUACCUGGCCCUGCAGCUAGCACUGGUGCGCCAGGUGUCCGCGGCCAUGGAGCCUCUGCAGGCGGCUCUGUCGCUCCGUAGCGAUGACCUGCACUCCCUCCACCUGCUCGCCCUGCUCCUCAGCGCCCAGAAGCACCACCGGCACGCCCUGGACACCCUGUGCCUGGCCCUCGGACAGCACCCUGACAAUUUCAACUUGCUCUUUACUAAGGUGAAGCUUGAAGAGGCGCUGUUCGGCCCGUCCACAGCCCUGCAGACCUGUGAGGAGAUGCUGCAACGUUGGCAAAGCCGCUACGACGUGAGCCGCUCCAGCGAGACGGACGACAGCAGCAGUAUUCCAAUGGCUGAGAGGACGGAGGUCAGUCCAGGAGGCAGGAAACCCUCCAUCCAUCUCACCCUGCCCGAUUUCCAGGACACCUCCACGGGCUCUCUCAGCCCGCCGUCGGUGGCGGCGUCUCGCCUGGAGGCGGCGCUGUCCGAGGUGUCAGACUUCAGCUCCAUUCGCCGCCAAGGACCCACCUACAUCUGGGCCACGCUGGAGCGCAUUUGGCUGCAGGCUGGAGAGCUGUUCAUGGCAGACGGUCGGCUGAAGGAGGCCCAGUUCUGCGUGGCUGAGGCCAGCGCCCUCUUCCCCAACUCCCACUCGGUGCUGCUGCAGCGAGGCCGCCUCGCUGAGCUGCGGGGCCACGUGGACGAGGCCAAGAGCCUGUACGACGAGGCCCUGGCCAUCCAUCCCACCGGAGAGCGCAUCCUGGUCAACAUGGGCCUCCUGCUGGUAAACACAGGCCGCGUCCACCUCGGGGAGAAGAUCCUGCGUGACGCGGUCCAGGUCCACAGCACCUCCCACAGGGCGUGGAGCGGCCUGGGCGAGGCCCUGCAGUCCCGGGGCUCCAGCCAGGCACCCGACUGCUUCCUGACGGCCCUGGAGCUGGAGGCCACUUGCCCCAUCAGACCCUUUACAAUAAUACCUAGGGAGCUGUGAGUGUAGUUAGUGGAUGCUUUUACAGGUAUGCUCAAACGAUUAAACACCUGACUGGCAAAAAAGACUUAAAUUAAGCAUUUUCAAAGCAUCAGUAGAUUAUUUUAUAGCCGGUUUUAAUGGAUUUUCAAACUUUAUAAGAUACAGGUAUCGUCAUAACCUCUAUGAUUGGCGUUAUGUGUACAAUGUGUACAGUAACAGAGGCUUUUGACAUUAAAAUGCAAUUUUAUAAGUAAGUUUCACCUUAAGUUAAAUUCCCCUAUCUUAACUGAAUAUUAGGAUAAGUGAGCUCACACGGUCAGUCGUGGUAAGCUACAGCUGGGAUCUAUUACCUUAAAAGAAUCAGCUGACACGAAGACCAGAAUCAAAGAUCUCUGCAGAUAAUCGAGGUUCUUAUAGAACAGAUAUGAAGCUAUAGCUUAAAUAUUUGUAUAAAACUACAGCUAUUGUGAAUAAUCACUGGGCGUCACUGAGAUGUGCUGGUUACAUCUGGAGAUGGAUUAAGUCUAUAGGUUCACCAGCCACAGUAACUACAGUUUUAUUUUAUUGUGUUGGUUUUUGACCAUUGUGUUGCUUGAACAAGCUUUUAUGUGCGUACGCGACCUCGUCCUUGAGACGGGGGGUUCGUUUAUGACUUGUGACCUUGUCUGUGUGUCUCCAUGCAACGACCAGUUCCUGUGUCGUCAUACUGUAUACGUAUGUUUGUUUCCCACCAACCCUCCAUCUUCCUUUUUGUCUAGUACAGUACAGGACGUGACUGGUCCACUAAUAAAUCUGUGUUGUCGUCUUUGUCGCUCA
Molecule: messenger RNA, 3553 nt
Organism: Betta splendens (Siamese fighting fish)
Lineage: Eukaryota; Metazoa; Chordata; Actinopteri; Anabantiformes; Osphronemidae
Gene: ttc7a
Product: tetratricopeptide repeat domain 7A
Exons: 21
Coding region: 89-2758 (889 amino acids)
Biological process (GO): protein localization to plasma membrane; phosphatidylinositol phosphate biosynthetic process
Cellular component (GO): plasma membrane
Molecular function (GO): protein binding
Source: RefSeq, a predicted model, not a curated record